This is a messenger RNA of Camellia sinensis, 2201 nucleotides long. RefSeq lists its product as uncharacterized. NCBI's taxonomy places the organism in Eukaryota, Viridiplantae, Streptophyta, Magnoliopsida, Ericales, Theaceae. The record is from RefSeq and is a predicted model, not a curated record.
CUUCGUCCCUUUUACCCUUCAAUCAAUAAUUGAAACCGGACUACGGUUUCCUGUCCAACCGCUCAUCUGCGAAUUUCUUAGACAGACUAGGUUAUGUCCCACCCAACUAUCCACCAAUACAUACCGUAUUAUAAUGGGAAUAGACGCAUUAAACCACCAAACCGGACUAAAUCUCGGUCUAGCCGAAAUAUUCCAUCAGUAUUCCAUCGGCUCAAAGAAUGCUGGGUGGGUCUACUACCUCAGAAUUCGCCGCCGCCGAGAGAAGAUAAUUAAGCAUACUCCGGACAAAGAUCUUAACGAUGAUGAUUUCCUUUGGGUCUCUGGGAAUUUUGAGGAUUUUCAAGCUCAAAUUCCUGGCCGACCUAUAAAUUGGAAAAUGGGAGAACCUGGUAAUUUUGCUUCGGUCUUCUGUCUUGUUUGUUAUCUCGGUUGUUUAGUUUAUUAGCCGAACUAACACUUCUCUUUAUUGCAGAUUUCGCCCAUCUCCGUUCCCUGUACAGUUAUCCCACCCUUGGGGUUCUGCGAGCCGCACUACGGGUUAAAGAAAGAAGUUGGUCAAAGCUUCUAAAUUUUGAGCCGACCUACCGGUAUAGCGGUCGCCGCAAAGCAAAGGUAACUGAUUUUCUUCUCGAGGAAGCACCGGAGCCGGACCCAACUCUGCCCGAGAUAAGACUUGUCCCUCUAACAGCAGAAGAAGAGAUGGCGAAAAGGAGCAGAGUUAGGGCCCUUCUUACCGAAACGGCUAGGCCCGAAGUAACGCCUCCCAGUCAAUCGCAGCCUGCCGUUGUCGCCCUCCCUUCCCAACAGCCAUCCUCUUCCCGCCGGACCAAACGUCCCCGGACUGCCGAACCCGAACGAGUUUUGGUUGAUGAAGAACCUGUCAUUCAGCCGAGCUUACCACCAAGCCCUCGACCGGAGUCUUCCGACCGGACCAUCAGUUGCUGGGCACCGAAGCUAUCUUUCAACGACCGAGACAUUCUGGAAACAGACUCGGUUGUUGCUGAGAAGGACCACCUGUUGGCCAUCAAUUUGGCCAAGAGUGUGUGUCUGCCUAAAGACAUGGAACAUCACCACAAACAGUUAACCACCGAGCUGAAGUCCAUCCGGUCAGCCACGAAAUCAAUGAUUCUGGCUAUCCAGAAAAAUCAAAUCACCCAUAGGAAGGUGCUGGAGCUGAGGAAAGUGACAAGGCAAGCUGCGGCAGAGGCAGAGGCGAAAUCGGCCGAACUAGAGGAGGCCAGAAAGGAAAUGGCCGAACUCCGAGGUGAGGUCGGUCGUCUGACCGGAAUGGUUAGUUCGGCCGAGGCCGAAAAGCAAAAGACUGCCAUUGUGCUGAAGGACAAGUACUUGCGCGAGUUGCUAAAACUUGAAAGAAAGAAGGAUGCCGAAAUAAAAGAGAAGGUGAAGGAAGCCGACAAACAAGGCUUCAAGAGGGCAGAGGAUGCUUAUGCCCAACAAUGCAAUGCGGCCAAGGAUCUGUUCUUUAAGUGCGGCUGGAGGGGAGCCGUUGAGAAGCUCGGUCAUGAUCCUCAGACCGAGGUUUUCAACCCUCCAGCCUACUUUAUACCGAACUCCCUGAUGGAUUAUGCCACGGCCAUGCAACAGCAGUUCCUUGAGGGCUCAGACGAUGAAGUUUCUGAUGAAGACUCUGCCCCUGAGGAUACUUCGGUUGUGAAUGCAGAUCAGGUAGUUCGGUCGGAGCCCGUGGUGGAAGAUCUAACUCUUGAUCAACCAAGUGAAGCCGUGGCUCCAGCCGAACCCGUUCUUCCUUCUGAAAAUGUUGUAGUGCCCGAAACCGGUCUUCAAGUUGACGCCGAUGCUGCCUUCGACGCCGAAAUAGAUGAACUCUUCUCUUAAUUUUGUAAUCUUUUCUUUGUAACCGAACUAAGCAGCCUUGUAAUGACUUCUUUUGGAAUGAAAAUUUUACUUCUCUUAUUCCGGUUAUUGUGUAUAUGCUUGCAUUUGUAAUGUCUUCUAUUACUCCAAGUGUUAUUUCGGUUUUGGUUGGUUGUUAAACUAUACUUACCAGCCAACCACUCCUUAGCCGACAUAAUUGCUUCGGCUGGGGAGUACUAAGGUUUGGUUUAAUCCAGCCAACCACUCUUCAGCCUUACACUUACUUCGGCUGAAGAGUAACAAGAGUUGGUUUAUUCCAGCCAACCACUCCUUAGCAUGCACUUACUUCGGCUAAGAGUACAAAG